Messenger RNA from Lineus longissimus, 953 nucleotides. RefSeq lists its product as uncharacterized. Gene Ontology annotation, molecular function: fatty acid binding. NCBI's taxonomy places the organism in Eukaryota, Metazoa, Nemertea, Pilidiophora, Heteronemertea, Lineidae. Gene Ontology annotation, biological process: fatty acid transport. The transcript has 4 exons. Gene Ontology annotation, cellular component: cytosol; nucleus. The record is from RefSeq and is a predicted model, not a curated record. Bases 181 to 597 code for a protein of 138 amino acids.
GGAGCGUUCCAAACAUAAAAUGCAAUAGGCUACGGACUCGGCCCGUGUUACUCGUACUUCGAUUUUACUUAACAAUCACGAGAGCAUAUAUCUAAAGUUUGCCAGUGCCUUGGUAUAUGAGUAAAAGAAUAUCUCCAGUGCAGAGAAAGGUUGGUCAUUUGAAAGUUUCCAAUUUUCAAAAUGCCUGUCAACUUCAGUGGAAAAUGGAAGGUGAAGUCCGCCGACGACAACGUUGACGUAGUAAUGGCGAAGGAAGGUUACUCUGCCGAAGUCAUCAAGUAUAUGAAGACCAGCCUCAGUUUCGAAACCAGGCACAAUGGUGAAGAAUUCACGCAUGUAUACACCGAUCCUGAUGGUAAGGCAGUGGUAGUCGAGGGGAAAAUCGGGACGAAAGAAGUACAAAAGGAUAAUUUAGGAAGAGAGGUCGCGUCCAUAACAAACUGGGAGGGUGACAAAUUGGUGACAGAGGGUGCCUACGUGGAUGCACCAAUGUCAAAGAUAAGGAUUGUCAGGGAACUGAAGGGAAACCUCAUGCUUAACUCAACAACCUUGAUGGACUCUGGGGUGACUGCAGAGACAAUCUUCGAGAAAUGUUAAAGAAGAAGAGCCCAAAUCCUUGGGAACAAAGACUAGUAAAUGGGAAGAAUGGUAAAUUAGUGGACUUAGUAUAUGGUAGUUCAUUUUGUGUUCGGCUGUACAGACAUUCAUUCAAACAAUGUCAUGUGUUUAUGUCACCAAAAAACUAUCUUGGGUCCCAUUUCUGAAAAAAAGGACAAAUUCGCAUUGGCAGAUAACCAAGAUUGGGAUUUUUACUAAUGAAUUUAAAUUUCCUUGGCGAAAAAAAUACUUUGUACGUUGUGUGUUGAUAUAUGCGCAUUGUGUGGCUUUAUAGCGUACAGUAUAGAAAAAAUAAGAAUAACACCUCAUGAAGCAAUAAAUUGAUAAUUGAUGUA